Molecule: messenger RNA, 2588 nt
Organism: Mugil cephalus (flathead mullet)
Lineage: Eukaryota; Metazoa; Chordata; Actinopteri; Mugiliformes; Mugilidae
Product: tapasin-like
Exons: 8
Coding region: 82-1389 (435 amino acids)
Source: RefSeq, a predicted model, not a curated record
AAAAUGAAAGCGAAAGUGUGCAACGAACUUGGUGUGCUGGUCGAGCAACGAUAAUCAACUGGAGAUUUCCAAUGAAUAACGAUGGGUUUGAACUUGAAGAUACUCAUUUACUUGUAUCUUUUUGCUGGUGUAUGGUGUGUCCAGCAGAUUCCUUGGCUGCCCUGUCAGUUCAUUGAUGAACAUGUGUUUGUGAAUAACGAUGGACACACCGAGACUCAACUCAUCCACAGAGAGGCUAUGCUGCAGUUUGGGCAAAAAGGAGACGCUCCUGUGAAUCCACAGGCCAUCACUUUCCUUAUCACUGGCUCUAAGUUGGACCUGCGCCGGUAUGUGGACGAGGAGGAGGCGGAUCAGUUGGAGUGUGAGCUGCGUAGGUUCAGUACAGAGGGCAUCCAUGUCCGCUGGCCCGUCCAGGCGGCCGCCCAGGAGUACAACCGCUGGUACAGUUGCUCCCUCAAACACAGCAAAGGCCUUUUCACCAUCACCAGUUUCCUAAGACAGCCAUCGGACCAACCUCCACCCGGACAGCAGGACUACCGCAGCUGGACAGCUAUUGCUGACAGAGAGGUCCUUGUCACUACAGUUGCCAUGGUGAUGAAAACACAGACUCCAUUAGUGAAAGCCACCUUGGGGUCCCAAAAAAGGCUCUACUGUCAGUUUGCCCUUGACCACAAGGGGCCAAACAUGACGCUGGAGUGGCACUGGCAGCACCGCGGAGAGAGGGUGAAACUCUUCGGCCAUAACAGCCGCUCAGGGCAGACCCAGGGGGCAGGUGUUGGAAUGAAGGCCCUGGCUAGCGGGGACGCCUCCUAUACCCUCUCCUUCACCAAGAUGAACAGCGAAGGGACCUACAUCUGCUCCUUGGCGGUGAAUCCGCUGUUCGCGAGUCUGGACAUAAAUCUGCACAUCGAAGAGCCCCCCCGUGUCUCCCUGAACGUGGGACCCACUCUCUCACUGCUGGAAGGAGAGGAGCAGAAAGUUGUUUGUGAGGCAGAGAACUACUUCCCUCUGGAUGUGGAGAUAGUUUGGCACGAGCAGGACCCUGCGGCAUCAGGCCAGAGGGUCGGCGCUCCGCUUCCCAAAGUGCUCCAGAAUGUUCUGCUGUCCAGUCACAAGCACAACCAGGACAGGACCUACUCUGUGGCGGCUUUCUUCUACCUCCAGGCCGCACUCAGGGACUCUGGGAGACAGUUUACAUGCAUCGUUUCCCAUCAGUCCCUGAGAGUGCCCAUCAAAAAGAGCUUCAUCCUGAGUGUUGAAGAGCCAGUCAGCUGGGUGUUCACCCUCAGUGUUGGCCUAAUUAUAGUCACACUGUUGGCCGUCCUGUGUGUGAUGCUACGCCAGCUGCACUCAGCAAGGAAUAAGUCAGUGCAGAAGAAACCAUACUGAGCAGCCUCGGUAGUCUGAGAUGAACUUACCAAGCACCAGUGAAGACGGACUCUCUCCUCUUCCUGCAUCAUUUUGUCUUAGAUGUUUGAGUUUUUUGCUUUGUUUUAUUCGGUGAAUGUGGGUUUCUGUGAAACACUGAUUUAAAUUUUACUUGAAUCAAUGGUUAAAACCUAAACGAUUUCUCUCCUUGAUGAAGAGUAAUCAAAGAAUGAAGCUGAUGAUAAUGCAACGCUGGCAUUUUGAAGGAAGAGCUGAGAAUCUGGCCACUGGGGUUGCCACGGAGAUGGCUUUUCCCAGCACCUGUACUCGCGUGACCUGAUCUGCAGGUGGCGCUGUUGAACAAGGUUGAAAGCAGAGCUCCAAUAAAAGCAGUGAAGAAGUGACUUUGUCCAUUUUUACGAGGAUGUAAAUAUAUUCAGCUCAUUUGUUUGGACUCACCGCCACUGAGGGCGUUUUGCGAGAUAGAAACUUUAACUUUAAUGAAACAGGAAGUAGCUCCUAUCAAUGAAAAACCUUCUGAGGUAGCAAUAAUCCUCAUACUCUAUGAAAUAACCACCGGGUCACAAAUUAAGAUCAACAUUUAAAUGCUUUUAAAUAAAUACUCUAUAUAAUAAUGAUUUGAGUUGUUGUCUUAAGUUGUUAAUAGAUCGUUUUUGUCAGCAUAUGAGUGAUAAUGGUUUUGAGAUAAGUCAACUGUGUGAACGUCUUUUCUUUCCUUUCUUUGGUGUCAAAUCUGAGUUCAUAUUUGAUGCACUGCUCAGUGUGCAUGAGUAAAUACGAGAGGAAAGUGAGCUUUCUUGAAAGGUUUUAAGUUGAAAUCCAUUUUCAUGUGGCUGCUAAUCCACUUCUCUGUCUUUUUUGCAUCCUAAAGGAUAAAAGGAGCAAGGUUGGAGCGACUGCUGCUAUUGUUUGCCAUCACAUUUUGACACAUUUACUUCAUAUUUCGAUACUGGCUUCUCCUGAUUCUAAGCUGUAGAAGUGAAUCCAAAAGUGACCCCGUUUGCAGAGAAUAGUUUCUUUCCUGUUUUUGUUUUAAUAUUUUUUUGUGUGUCAAAAGCUACAAGAGGAGAGAUUAAAAAGUAUUUUCUUUUAACAUAGGGCUGCGAUAUUUAAAUGAGGAUCAGCCCUUGUGUGUAAGCAUAUAAAUGACUAAUUAUGUGAUAACAUGCCCUCAGUUGCUUAAUAAAUGGUUAACAUGC